AUGUUGUACGAUCUUCUCAAACAUGAAGAAUAUAGAUGUAUCUUAAUGAUGAAGAAUACCCCGAAGCUGAACACCGGAUGGAGGAUUGUACAUUGUGAUUUGUGGAGUUUACAAUACGCGUGAAUGAUUAUUGUAAGGACAAAGAUAAAGAAGUAAACGCAGCCAGCGUUGUCAAUGUUAGUGAGCAAGAAACUCACAGAUCACAAGAACUAUCAAUGAAAACGAAAACGAACAAGGCUGUGCAGCUAUGCAAAAGGGUAAAUCAGAAAUGCCUCUUGUAAUGAAGCAUGAAAAACCCAAAAUGCCUUGUUUUAUGGUGAUGUACGCAAAUAUUUCAUUUUUAAGGCCGACUUUCAGCAUGCUGUUGAAAAAUAUUAUUCUGAGAGAGAUGCCAUUUCUAUUCUUCGUUCAUGUUAGUCACCAGAACCAGCAAAGUUAGUUAAAGGAGUAAGCACCAAUCUGAAGUCCGCGUGGAAUUAUUUAGACCAGAAUUGUGGCGAUCCUAGUAUUGUGUCUGAUGUUGUUAUAUCCGAUAUCAAGCGAUAUAAAGCUGUACAAACAGGCAAAGACCACCGAUUUUGUGAUUUAGUUAAUCUCCUGGCAAUGAGAUUGUCGAGUGCAGCCUUAACUUCGUCAAAUGCAUGCCGAGCUUCCAAUGGCUGGCGACUAGAAUGCUGAAGCAUUCUUGCGGCGUUGAGGGAUCAGGUGAACACAGACUUCGCUGCUCAACGCAACUCAUUGAUUCCUCACCAGCAACACUGCUUCAGUUUUCAAAGAUCUUCAGAUGA
Molecule: messenger RNA, 788 nt
Organism: Porites evermanni
Lineage: Eukaryota; Metazoa; Cnidaria; Anthozoa; Scleractinia; Poritidae
Source: the annotation of a GenBank genome assembly